GAUUCAUAGAGCGAAGAAGAAGAAGAAGAAUGGGAGGCGAAGAGGAGACAAAGAUGAGAGUGGUAGUCGAAUCGCUGGGAUGGAUAACGGAAUCUUCCAUCAUGCCGAAGAAACACCGCGCCAUCGAAGGCGUGGGUCCUUCCUCGAUCAUGGAGCUCAAGGCUCAGCUCUACAAGUCUCAGGAAGAAGCUAAGCAGACGAAGGAUUUCGCGGGAUCCGAUGCUCAGUACCACCGCGCCAAGGAAAGGAUCGCCGCUAAAGAUUCUUUCGCCGCGAAGAACUCCGGCGUCGAGGGUCGAGCUCUCAAGGACAAGAUCGAGCUUAAAGCGGUUAAAGACGGAGCAGUUAGCUACGCUGCGUUGGAGAAGAAGGCUCAGUUAUAUGAGAAGCUUGCAAGGGGGGAGCUUUCGGAUGAAGAAGCCGAGGAGAAGUACUGUGUUGAUUUCUUCAGGAAAGGAACAGAACAUGGGGAAGAUUUACAAGCACCAAGGACUAGUAACAUUUCCAUUUCGGCACCACCUGAGGAUUUAAAAGCAGAUGGUGAGGAUGAUGGUUCGCUGCUGUUUAGCACCAAAUUUGCCGGGCUCGGACGUGCGGUUGAGACAGCUGAUAUAAGUCAACACGUGCGUAUGGUCAGAGAGGUUCAUCAAGAAGUGAAUCAAGCGAGAGAAAAGGCAACAGAGUUGAAGCAAAGGAGACAAGAGCAGGCAACAAAUCGUCGGGAGAAACUCAAGCAAGCUUAUCUUCGGAAGCAGCUCGAGAAACUUAAAGCUCAGCAACAACAACAACCGCAGCAACAAGAUGAGGGGAAAAUUUGAUUUAUUUGAUGUGUUUUUUUACUUUGCCAAGCUUUUAAUGACUUGGGAGAUACAUAAAUCCCAGAAAAAGGUAAUUAAGCUGAUCAAAGAAACAUCAGACUUAUUUGAAUGAGUAUCAAUUUUAAGUUCGAUUAGAUGGAUAGCUUUUAUAUUGUAUUUGUGACUAGUAUGUUCUUUUGUAAAGAGUAAGUAAAAUUUUUGUUUUC
Raphanus sativus (radish) is the source of this 1024-nucleotide messenger RNA. RefSeq lists its product as uncharacterized. Lineage: Eukaryota; Viridiplantae; Streptophyta; Magnoliopsida; Brassicales; Brassicaceae. Gene Ontology annotation, cellular component: nucleus. The transcript has 3 exons. Bases 30 to 818 code for a protein of 262 amino acids. The record is from RefSeq and is a predicted model, not a curated record.